This is a messenger RNA of Aureobasidium musti, 1779 nucleotides long. Lineage: Eukaryota; Fungi; Ascomycota; Dothideomycetes; Dothideales; Saccotheciaceae. The record is from the annotation of a GenBank genome assembly.
AUGCCCAACAUGAACCUGGCUCUGGAGAAGAAGAUCAGAAGGGAACUGCAGUACUUACCGGACCCACUCAAACUUGCCGACCAUGUUCGUGGCGUUCUCAAGAAGGGCGACGUCGAGAAGGCUCUCGGUCUUACUCGCAUUGCUAGCAAGGACAUGGAUUGUAUCGUCAGUUGGAACCACAUCAUUGGCCACUUGUUAUCCGAGAAACAGGUCAACGCCGCUCUGAAGAUAUACAAUGAGAAGCGCGCGCAAUUCCCCGACUCGCAUACCUACGUUAUUCUCCUUCGUGGCCUAUCCGAACNNCCCCCUGUCGCCGCAGACACCCUCGGCAAAGCCCUUGCCAUCUACCAUUCUCUGGGCGCUGAAAAUUCAAGAGUAAAGCCAACAACUAUACACACCAAUGCAGCACUGCGAGUGUGCGCACGCGCAAAUGACAUGGACUCUCUAUGGGGCAUAGCCUCAAAAAUUCCUGAGAAAGGGUCUGGCGCUGCCGACACUUACACGUACACUACAAUCUUGAACGCCAUCAGAGAGCACGCACUGCUGGAAGGUGGCAGCAGAACGGACGACAGUGAAAUUGCUGCACUGAGAGCAACAGCUGUUCAGCAGGGCCGGAGGAUCUGGGGAGACAUUGUUGGAAGAUGGCGAUCGGGAGACAUCGCCGUCAAUGAAGAGAUGGUAGGUGCUAUGGGUCGCCUCUUACUCAUUGGUCUGCAGCCAAGAGACUGGGACGAUGUUCUCUCCCUAAUCGAACAGACCAUGGGCAUCCCUCGUCUGGUUCCUAAGUUGGGUAGCAAGAUGAGAAUGACUGCUCCGAAUCUGCCUCUUCGCAUGCCUGCCCAUGUGAAGAAGGACCGCAAUGACAUCACAGAAGGCGAGGAACCAGAGAGCGAAUUCGACCAAGCACUCCUGCUCGACAGUCGAGGCAGACCAUCCGUCACACUCGUCAAACCAGGAAACAACUCUUUCUCAAUUAUCCUUGAGGCUUGCAAGUUGUCACACGCUUUCCGAACGUCGUACGAAUACUGGGAUCUGCUCACCAACGAAUCCACGUAUGCGCUCAAGCCCGAUAUGGACAACAUUCAUACCUUUAUGCGUAUCCUACGACAGACUCGCGCAUCUAGUCGUACUCUCGACCUAGUGAGAGAGACGAUACCGAAUUACGGCUGGAAACCCCAUCGCAAAACCUUCCGUAUUGCUAUGAGUGCCUGCAGUCGUGACAGAAAGAACCCAAACGUAAUGAGACAUGCUCACGAGCUUUUUGAGCUGAGCGAGCACUAUCAGGUGGAACCUGAUCCGACGACACUCACUCAAUACAUGGAGUUAGCCCUUUCUACGCAAGACGGAGAAAUGAUUAGCGAAGUGAUCGAUCGUCUUUCAGAUCCCAUCACGAAAUUGAGGUCAAUUAUCUCGUUUGGAUCGUUCAGCUCGGGCAAGACAUCAGUAACGGCAAGACAUGAUAUUGUGGCCUUGAUGAGAACGGUCAUCGGUGCCAUUGAUCAGUUAAUGAAGAAGCAAUUAGUCCCUCAGGAUCAGAUGCAUGGGUGGUCUCAGAGACGAUCAAGGUUAAGUGCUUUUGUCACGCGGCUAAUGGACAGAAUGGAUGGAAAGAACACCAUUCCCAAGGAGAAGCUCAUAGAGUUGCGAAAAGACAGUAGACAGCUGAGGCACCUUCGCCAGAACCUGGUGAGAAAGCAAAAGAAGAAAGACGGUACAUGGGUCAAGGACAAGAAGGACCUUGGAUCAAGACCGUUGCAAGACUUGCCGUUUGAUGAGUGA